CUGGGUUCGAGUUAGGGGGAAUUCAAGCUGAGCUGGACAGAAAACUGCCUGGAUUGAGCAGCAGGGGAGACCUGUGUGUCAGCUAACUGGCGCCUCUGCAUCUGAGUGAGGUGCAAAAAUAUCUGGGUCUCGGUGGAAGGACUGGGGAUACCUGAGAUGCUCGGGGUCAUCGAUGUGGCCGGAUUUGUGUUAGUGGAGAAAGAACGACACAUAGAGCAGGCAUCUGGCAUCUACUAUCUUGAGCUGGUCCAAACUCCUUCCGCAAUCUCUCAGUCUAUAUCCACCUCCGCUUGAACUACUCUGAUGGUGGCACAGUCUCAUCUAUCAUCAACUCCACUCCCUGGGUGACACAGAGACGCAACUCUAAAAUGCUCCUUUCCUUCUGAUCAGAGACCAGCGCAAAGCUAAGAAUUUGAACUCUGCCCCAGAUGUCCCCCAAGCCAGGCCAGUCCAUCACAGGCCGAUUUCAGUUAGGUUUUGCUCAGACUCCUGGUUUGGGAAACUCAACCAUCUCUAUGAUUUGGAGAUGGUCUCUACUUCUUUGCAAACUCCUUUCCUGCUUCGUGCCAGGAGGGAACAGGACUUAACACAGCUUGGUCCAGAUAGAGGGUUAGGAUUGAUCUUCCGAUCUGGGAUGGAAGAAGGGAGUUGGCUACCUCCGUACCAGGGAGGACAGAGGGGUUAAGGACACAGAAGACAGUCUUCUAGGAGCAGGACCAGAGACUAGGGACAAUCCUUUCUAAACCCAAGACCAGGUCAGUUAGGUCUCAGUUGAAGGACAAAGAAGGCUGAGUCUCCACUGGAGGUCAGGGAUGCCUGGCUAAAUGAAGUCCAGAGGAAAAAGGCUAACCCUUGACUUUCUCCUUUCUUUCCACUUCAGCGCCAGGAUGUUGACCACUGCUCUUCUUGCCCUUCUCUGUGCAUCCGCCUCAGCCAGUGCCAUUCAGGCUACGUCCUCCUCCUCCAAUGGAGAGUAUGGAGGCAGAGGAGGGCAGCGAUUCUCCCAUUCUGGUUACCAGCUGGCAGGCCCCAUCACCGCCAUCCGUAUCCGGGUCAACAGAUACUACAUCGUAGGGCUCCAGGUCCGCUAUGGCAAGGUGUGGAGCGACUAUGUGGGUGGCACGCGGGGAAACCUGAAGGAGAUCUUCCUGCACCCUGGGGAGUCAGUGAUCCAGGUGUCUGGCAAGUACAACUACUACGUGAAGCGGCUGGUCUUCGUGACUGACAAGGGCCGCUACCUGCCUUUUGGGAAAGGCAGAGGCAGGGGUUUCAAUGCUGUCCCCUUGUACCCCAACACUGUGCUUCGAUUCAUCAGUGGCCGCGCUGGCUCCCUCAUCAACGCCAUCAGCCUGCAUUGGGACAUCUACCCCAGUGACUGUGGCAGUUGCUGAGCCUCAGCUUCGUCCCAGACCGGGCACCGCAAGGGGGUGUGAGAACCUCUUUACCAUGAACCUCAUCCACAUGGCUCAAUAAAAAAGCUAAAAGGACAUAGCUAUCGCCUGUGUCUGUGGGGGUGUGCCGCUGGGAUCUGCCUCCUGGCUCUGGCUCUGGAGGUGCGAAGCUCGUUUCUGGCUAUCUGUUGGACGGACGUCAUUCUGGG
This is a messenger RNA of Callorhinus ursinus (northern fur seal), 1600 nucleotides long. Lineage: Eukaryota; Metazoa; Chordata; Mammalia; Carnivora; Otariidae. The record is from RefSeq and is a predicted model, not a curated record.